This is a messenger RNA of Trametes versicolor FP-101664 SS1, 1452 nucleotides long. RefSeq lists its product as uncharacterized. Lineage: Eukaryota; Fungi; Basidiomycota; Agaricomycetes; Polyporales; Polyporaceae. The record is from RefSeq and is a predicted model, not a curated record. The coding region runs from base 1 to 1452 and encodes 483 amino acids. The transcript has 4 exons.
AUGUCUCACUACUUCGAGUUCAACAUGCACAACGCCGCCGCCAUCGCAGACAGCCUUCCGGGGGUUAUGGACCCGGAAGACAAGUAUCUCGCCAUGGCGGCAACAAACAGCGAAUCUUACAACCACGGCGAGCGAUCGAGUGCUAGUGUCCUCUUUGACGAGCUAGCAGCGCACCUGGCGCCAGCACCAAGUCCAGCGGCACCCCAAGAGGAGAUAGAUUCCACUUCGGCACAAGAGAUGAACGACUUCUUCAGACGCUGGGGUUGCAUGUCGCCAGAGGUUCCCGCCGCGGAGUCCAGUCACACCACCCCGAGUCUAUCGACGGGCUCAACGCCGAAUGCGAGCCCUGCGCUGGCAACACCGCCCGCACCAAGCGCACUCCCCUCUCCACUCCCGUCCUUCUACGACUGUGGCGACUAUCAACCACACGUCCACACCGGCAUAGUGGCAUCUCCCGAGGGGAGUGUUCCAACACUCCCACACUCCAUACCGGCACCCGAACUUGGAGAGCGCGAGUUGAACGACGAGGAUAUACGACACAAGCCCGCAAGCGACGUUAUCGCCUGCGAGUGGGAUGGUGGGUGUGGACACCACGGCCACUACUUGGAGAUGUGGUUGCAUAUCUUUGGCACUGGUAAGAAGAAUGUCGCCGAACCGAUCGCUGGAAAACACCUCGACGGGACGGAGUCGGCGAUAUUGUGCCUAUGGAACGGCUGCGAGAGCAAACUCCCGAUGCGUUCCGAUUCCCUGAAACGCCACAUCCAGGCCCAGCACUUGUUUAUGACCGUCGAGUGUACAUGGUGCAGCGUCAAUAGGCGAGAAGACGCGUACAAGACUAGCCAUCGUCCGGCCCGCUUCUGCGAGCACAGGCCGACGGAUGAGAAAAAGCGCGACGAGAUUUGGGCGCGCAGACCCCCGGCCGCCGUCCCUUCCACCGCACUCCCAUCCGCUGCCGGCCCGGUGCGCCCAAAACGCACUCGGGCUCCGCGCAAGAAGGCGCAGAAGGCGAUUGCGUACCCCUCACCCACGGACGUUGCUGGUUCGAUCCUACACCAAGGACGGGGCGGUGACCAGCGGAGCAUCCGCCCGCGCCCGGUCGCGGGCCCUUCUUCCUCCAGCCGCGGCCUCAUGUCUACGUCGGCAUUCCUCCCUUUCGAGCCAGCCCAGGCGUCCUUCCGUGCGCCUCAGCAGAGCCACUCGAUGGUCCCGCAGGUCGUGCCUACGUUCGUCCAGGGCAGCUCGACCGGUCGCGGUACCGGCCCCACCUCAUACCCCGCGCCCAUUGCGCCCGCCCCGAUGCCCUCGAUGUACGGGUAUUCGUCCACCGGCCCCGACCGCGCUGCUGGAAGGUCGUUCUCCCAACCCCAGCUCCAGCCCCAGCCACAAUACUUCGACCAGCCGACCGCGGGGCCAUCGGCCCUCCGAUGGGCCAGAUGGACCUCUUCACUCUGA